AUGAAUUUUAGAGAACUUGAUACAUCAAAUGGUGUUAAAGCUGCUGAAAGUUCAUUCAGAACUAAAGUAGUUUUAGCAAGAGAAAUUCCAUGGAAUGGAUUUGCAUCAUCAAAUUCAAUCACUUCAGAACAAUAUAAUUUAAUCUCAAAAUAUGAUAAACAUACUGAUGCUGAAAAGAAAGAGAAAUUUGCUGCUAAUAGCGCAAGUUAUGUUAACUUUUUCGUUAACUUUAUUAACUCAACCAGUAAUAUUGAAAUCAUCCAAUAUUUACUCACUCUUAUCAAUGAAAUUAUUGAAAUUGACCCAAGAGCAGCAGGUGCAUUCUCAAAAAUUACCAAAGAUGACGAUAAAUCAUACCCAUAUUCAGUAUUCUUUAGAUUAUUAAAUCGUGAAGAUGCUUACACUAACCUCCACGCAAGUAUUGCUCUUGCACAAAUCAUGUGUGCUGGUAAACCAACUCAAAAUGAUGUUGAAUCAUUUUUCAAUUGGAUUCUCAAAUUAUUAAGAAAGAAUAACUCAUCAGAAGUUGAAGUUGGUCUCAUCGCUUUGCAAUCACUCUUAUUAAAGGAUGAUUUCAGAAUUUUCUUUAAUAAUAUUGAUGGUUCUGCUUUAUUAUUAAAUAUUUUACAAGCAUUAUCAACCUCAUCAGUUAAUAUUCAAUUAUUAUAUGAAACUAUUUAUGCAAUUUGGUUAUUAACCUAUAAUAAAGAUAUUGCAGCAGCUUAUUCAGGAACUGGUUUAGUUGCAAAUUUAGUUCAACUCGUCAAAACUGUAGCCAAGGAAAAGAUUGUUAGAUUAUCAUUAUCAACCUUGAGAAAUCUUUUAAACAAUGGUAAGAGUAACGAAGAAAUGAUCGAUAAUGGUUUCGUUCGUAUGUUAAAUAUUUUAAAUAUUAAAAAAUGGGGUGAUGAUGAUAUUCCAGCUGAUAUUGAAGUUUUAAUUAAUGGUCUUGCUAAAGAUAUUGAUAAUAUGAGUUCAUUUAAUAAAUAUAAAACUGAAAUUAUUUCAGGUGAAUUAGAAUGGACACCAGUUCAUAAAUCAGAGAGAUUCUGGAAAGAGAAUAUCUCAAAAUUCGAAGAAAACAACUAUCAAGUCAUUAAACACUUACAUCAAAUUUUAAAGACAAGUCAAUCAACUCCACUUCAAUUAUCAAUUGCAUGUCAUGAUCUUUGUGAAUUCGUUAGACAUCAUAGUCGUGGUAAAGCUAUCAUGACUAUUACAAAUCAAACCAGAUAUCAUGGGUAUGAUGUCAAAUCAAAUGAAGAAGUAAAGAACCAAGCUUUAUUCGCUUUACAAAAAAUGAUGUUAAAUAAUUGGGAAUAUUUAAAUGCUAAAUAA
Messenger RNA from Dictyostelium discoideum AX4, 1338 nucleotides. RefSeq names its product vacuolar ATP synthase subunit H (gene vatH). Gene Ontology annotation, cellular component: membrane; vacuolar proton-transporting V-type ATPase, V1 domain. Bases 1 to 1338 code for a protein of 445 amino acids. Gene Ontology annotation, biological process: proton transmembrane transport. The record is from RefSeq and is a predicted model, not a curated record. Gene Ontology annotation, molecular function: proton-transporting ATPase activity, rotational mechanism. NCBI's taxonomy places the organism in Eukaryota, Evosea, Eumycetozoa, Dictyosteliales, Dictyosteliaceae. The transcript has 6 exons.